AAUUUAAUUUUACGUUUUCAAAAAAUUUUGAAAGUAAAUAAACCGAAUGAUAUUAAUAUAAACCCUAUAACCUAAAAUAAUCUUAAUUUUAAAUAGAUUGUCGAAAAUCCAGAACUUCCAGAGCAUAUGGUGGAGUCCUACACCUUCAAGUUUGAAUAUAACCGAGAAGAUCAUGACAAUAUGACUAAUUUUUCCGUGUGCCAAAACGAUAAUGAAAACCCUUUUUUCAGUAAAAAUUUCAGUAAGGAGGAAAUAAAAUCCUCGACCAUACAAAUGCUGAGGUCGCUGUUAAUGUUAAGCCAAACUCUUCCUCCCUUACCGAUCAACCGAUACUUGUCUAUGUACUUAUUUUAUUACGACGAGUACACACCGAGUGACUACCAGCCAAAAUACUUUAAGGAUUGCCAGUUAACAACGAGCGCAUUUGAAAAGCACGCGACAACCUUGAAGAUUGGUGAAACUUAUACCCCAAACUUUGGGGUGAAACUUCGUUAUGAAACAGACUAUCAAACGGAUAGCCCAAAGGAUAGGGAAUCUUUAGAAAGAUUGAACAAAAAGGCUUUUGGAAACACCUCUGAAAUAUCUUCCAUUACCCGAGAAACAGAAGAGCUAUCUUUUGUCGAUAACGUAAUGAAUAAACCAAAAAAAAGUGCAGAGAAUGUUUCUUCCCCGGAACCCUUAAGAUUUAACAAAUCCGCAAGACUUGCGGAUUGUAUAUGCAAGACAACAUCGGUAUUUCUUUAUGUUGCUUAA
Molecule: messenger RNA, 753 nt
Organism: Zophobas morio
Lineage: Eukaryota; Metazoa; Arthropoda; Insecta; Coleoptera; Tenebrionidae
Product: HORMA domain-containing protein 1-like
Exons: 7
Coding region: 127-753 (208 amino acids)
Source: RefSeq, a predicted model, not a curated record